AUGAGUGCAAUCCUUAAAUUUUUGAAAGAUUGUAGUAUUGCAAAUGGCAGUCCUAAUAUCCCCAAUGACACUAUCAACGACUUAACUGUUUACAGUCAUGUAAGAUUGAAACAUAAGCAAAAGAGAAAAUGGAAAAAACAAGAAUUUGUUGCCCACAACCUUAACAUCGAGAACUAUUGUCCUCGCUCUACGAAAGAUCAGGGGGCUCUAUCGGCUUAUUUUGGACUUGUGAAAACCCUUUUGGAUGUAGAAUAUGAUCACAAUGCUAACUUUUACCACCACAUCUGGUAUGAUGGUAUUGUGACUUUCAUGCUUGAUCAUUUGAGUUGGCUGAACUCAAGGUCAGAACAGAAUCUUGGUUCAAUUUAUCCCUCAAGUGCUUUGAUAUCGUAUAGUAGCACAGACACUCAUUCAAGGCAAUCGCCCUUCGAUUUGGAUAAUCACUACUGGUUGAGGAAUGGCAUAAUAUCGGACAUUCCUAGUCUUUUAGAUAGAAUCUGGACUGCUAUCGAUAAGGACACUCUCUAUGAUUGUGUUGAAUACCUAAGAUAUCGUGGCUUGAUAGUCAAAAGUAGAGAUUCAUCAGGCAUGCCUAAGUUUGAGUUUGACAAGAAUCUUCUCCAAACGAGCGGGGAGAUCAAACAUGAUGACAUAUUAGCUAUCAGUAGUUGUCAUGUAUUCAUAUACACUGUUCUUAGCACAAUUCAAGAAUGGUGUACCCUAACGAACAAUCUGAAUGUUAGCUUCAAUACCAACCUUCGGGUUUUCCCUUUGACCGACGAUUGUACUGGUGACCAGGGUUCUCCAAACUGUGGUUUGUUUAUAGGUAUGGCAAACAUGGUCCCCAAUAAUCCAGUGAAGAGCAUAGACCCUCAGAUUAAAAUACCAAUCAUAUUUACAAGCACACGUUCUUUGAAACCUUCGAUCACAAAGGUUAUUGAGCGCGUGUUUUCCAGCCAGCCUCGACGCCUUUUCCUUCCCUGUGUUAUACAGAAUCAGACAUCUGUUAUGUGUUACAUUUUUCACAGAUCGGGAGGGAUGUCUUCUGAGCCCAUAGACUGCGUUUUAGAGCCAGAGAAACUUUGUAAACUUUUCCUAGGUUUUCUGCUUAUGGAUGAACAGUCUAUGGGAUUUGACACAACCUUCCGUGUUGAUCGCAAAACGCCCGGUACCGAGUCAACCUAUUGGACUCACCCACGGAGUGGUAUCGAAUAUGUAUUGAAGGAUACAAUAAGUCGGCAAGACUUGCUUGCUUCUGGGAUAUUUGUUAGGCAGGUUAUACAGAAAGCUGAUAAUCUAACUCCAGAAGAUAAAGCAGAUCGAUACUUUCUGAAAACAUUUUGGGAAGAAGCAAUUGAGCGUAGGAACAGCACAGGAAGUAUUAGCAACAGCUUACCAGCCCCAAGAGAGGUGGGAAUUUAUCAUAUUGCUAAUGAACAUGGUGUUCGGUUCAUCCCUAAUUGCAUAGACUUUGGUUACAUGUACUAUCCAGAUGGUGAGCUACAGGAUACCAAUUCCAUUUAUUGGAGAUAUCUACCUUUGGACAAUGAUCUUAGAUUUAAAAAUCGCGUCAAUACUUGGAUGCUACUAAGCGUUCCAGGAAAUGCCCGCCAGCUUUGCCAUCAUAACAGUCUACAAGAAAUUUUUUUGUCAUUACGUGAUGUAAUAAUUGCCCUAUGGGACUUGUACAAAGUCGGUAUCCUACAUUGUUCCAUUUCCAAAGAGAGCCUCUGGAUUAUACAAUCAAGUGGCACCAUAUCAGGUAUGCUUGGAGGAUUAGAAAUGGCUAGUCAGACUGACAUCCGAGGCGAAUGUGAGCCUUGCUGGAAAGCUGAUAGGAAAUACUUGCCAAUUGAUAUCUUGAAAAAUGCUGGAGCUCGAUAUCAGUUCAUGCACGAUCUUGAGUCUAUAUUUUGGUGGGUGAUUGUUGAGGCAUUUCCAGUUGUAACUAAGUCAUGGAGCUAUCUUAGUUUCGCUACUCUAGCCUCCAGGAAACAAGAGUUUCUUGACACUCUUGGCAAUCCUACUAUCCAUAAUUCAGUCUGCCCUCUUUACCGGACAGCAAUUCCGUACAUUUUGGAACUCAGAUCUGUAGUUUUUGAUAUGGCUGGAAGAGCUUCUCUCGAUGCGUCCUGGAUGUAUGAAGAGGUUGAACAGCUACUUUCAAAGGCUGUUAUCGAUGUGCAUAUUAACCAAAGUGCAGUAUUUGUGGAUGAAGAUGGCAAUAUCGUUGAGAGUAUCUCCAUAUAA
Molecule: messenger RNA, 2250 nt
Organism: Sugiyamaella lignohabitans
Lineage: Eukaryota; Fungi; Ascomycota; Dipodascomycetes; Dipodascales; Trichomonascaceae
Exons: 1
Coding region: 1-2250 (749 amino acids)
Source: RefSeq, a predicted model, not a curated record